Molecule: messenger RNA, 2745 nt
Organism: Orbilia oligospora ATCC 24927
Lineage: Eukaryota; Fungi; Ascomycota; Orbiliomycetes; Orbiliales; Orbiliaceae
Exons: 4
Coding region: 1-2745 (914 amino acids)
Biological process (GO): trehalose biosynthetic process
Cellular component (GO): cytosol; alpha,alpha-trehalose-phosphate synthase complex (UDP-forming)
Molecular function (GO): catalytic activity
Source: RefSeq, a predicted model, not a curated record
AUGACGCUAUUCGUGGCAUCCCUCUACCUUCCGUACACGAUUAAUUUUCAUGUGCAAGGAAAGGAGGAAGAUCGUGGACGAAACGUUUCUGCUCCACCAGCUUCCCAGCGUACUGCUCCCAACUUACGAAUCCAUACCGGAGCCGACACCUCAGGCGGCUUGAUUCAGUCCCUCGCAUCCCGUAUUGGUUCUCGUCAGCCGUCGCCUCCUCCCACUCCACCCGUUCACAAUGCUGAUGAGAUCUUCUUCGCAAAACCGACCACUCCUGGUCCCUCUACCGCUGUUGCCGUCACUUCACCCGGUCCCGAUAGUGCCAUUCCUCCAAAAUUAAAGCGAGCACUCACUCAGCCAACUUCUAGAGCUGCUUCGCCGCCACCUAGAGGAAUUUUGGAGAGUAAAAGGGCUGUUGCGGCACCUGCUGAUCAAUUACAAGCUGUAUCCGGCGCUCCUCGUCAAAUUCCUAUUCCCAAACGAAAAGCGACUCUUACCGACCAAUCCCAACUCUUCGCCAGCGCCGAAUGGACUGUCGAACCAGCUGAAAGAGGAAAUGGCGGUCUCCGUAAUGCCGUCAAUGCUGCCCUCGAAGCUGGUGGUGUCGAAGAAGUAACUUGGGUCGGUACCGUGGGUAUGCCUACGGACGUUCUGGAGGAUAGUGUCAAAGCUUCCAUCGAGGAGCGAUUGCGCGACGAACACGAGUCGCUGGCUGUCUUCUGCAAAGACAGUGAUUUCCAUGGUCACUACAACCAUUUUUGCAAACAGAUUCUGUGGCCUGUAUUCCACUAUCAGAUUCCCGAUAACCCGAAGAGCAAAGCUUACGAAGAUCAUUCAUGGAUCUACUAUGUAGCUCUCAAUCAAGCCUUCGCGGAUACAAUUGUCAAGAAUUACAAGAAGGGAGAUACUAUCUGGGUGCAUGAUUAUCAUUUACUUCUUGUACCGAAGAUGGUGCGUGAUAAAAUCCCCGAGGCGAGUAUCGGGUUCUUUUUGCACGUUGCUUUCCCAUCUUCGGAGGUGUACAGAUGUUUGGCGGUCAGGAAACAAUUGUUGGAAGGUAUGUUGGGAGCCAAUCUUGUCGGCUUCCAAACAGAAGAGUAUGCAAGACACUUUUUGCAGACUUGUAAUCGAUUGUUGUAUGUGGAGGCGACACCUGCGGGUAUACACUUGGAGGAGAGGUUUGUAAAUGUAGUCAGCUCUGCUAUCGGAAUUGAUCCGAUCGGAUUGAGCAAGGAAAGGGAAGACCCGAUGGUCGACGAGUUUGUGAAGGUCAUCUUGGAUAGAUAUGGAGGCCAAAAAAUCUUGGUCGCUAGAGAUAAGUUCGAUCACGUCCGUGGUGUUCGACAAAAGCUUCUCUCUUACGAACUCUUCUUGCGCACUCACCCAGAGUGGGUCGGCAAGGCUACCUUGAUCCAAGUGGCACUCUCCACAUCUGAGCUUGUUGAGUUACAGACAACCGUCCUCGACAUCGUCUCCAGAAUCAAUGCCAACUUCGCAACUUUCGAUCACUCUCCCGUAGUGUUUUUGCACCAGGACAUCAACUUCUCACAGUAUCUUGCUCUCCUCACCGUCGCGGAUGCGUUAAUUAUUACUUCGCUCCGCGAGGGUAUGAAUCUCACUUCUCAUGAAUUCAUCUUCUGUCAGGAUGAACGCCACUCCCCGCUCAUUCUCAGUGAAUUCACUGGAUCAUCAUCCCUCUUCGCUGGAUCUGAUAUCAGCGUUAAUCCAUGGGACUACCGUCAGUGCGCAGACGCGAUGUACCAAGCCCUUGAGAUGUCUCCCGAAGAAAAGAAAGCUCGUUGGGAGAAGCUGAAUGGAGAUGUAAUGCACCAAACUGGUGUACACUGGGUUACUUCGUUCAUGGCGACCCAGCAGAAGGCUUGGCUAGAACAGCAACGUCGUGGAAAUAUGUCUAUUCCACGACUAUCUAUUAAUUCCGUCGGAGAUGCAUAUGCUAGGGCUGAUAAGAGAAUCUUCUUGAUCGAUUACGAAGGAACACUUGUGCAGUCUGCUAGCUCGACGAGGAUGAUCUUGGGCAGCCCUCAGCGAGUUAUCGACACAUUGAAUGAUCUCCUUCUCGAUUCGAGGAAUAUUGUUUAUGUGAUGUCAUCUCGUAAACCAGAGGACAUAGAGAAACCAUUCAGGCUAGUUUCCGGGCUCGGUUUGAUCGCUGAGAACGGGUGCUUCAUCCGCCCGCAUAAUACGGGCACUUGGAUUGAGAUGAUCGAUGGGUCCAUGUUGGGAUGGCAAGACAGUGUCAAGGACAUCCUUGAAUACUACAGAGAACGAACCCCAGGAACCACAAUCGAGAAGAGACAUUGCAGUUACAUCUGGCACACUGGUUCCGCCGAAGAUCAAAAUCUAGCAUCUCGUCAAGCCGCUGAAUGCGUCAAUCAUAUCAACGACUCGAUGGAAGCCACGCAGCACGUUCACGCCGUACCUCUUGAAAAAGCAGUUAUUGUUGAGCCUAGUGACUAUAAUAAAGCCACGGCGGGAGCAAAAGUGCUAGAUAUCGUAUGUGCGGAAGAGAAUGGUGAUGUGGAGAGGUGGUCACCCGAUUUCUUGUUUAUUGCGGGCGAUGAUCGGGAGGAUGAAGUGCUUUUUAGAUGGGCUAAUGAGUAUGCGGUUGAGAGGGAGGUGGCGCAUGUUACGACCGUUUGUGUGGGUACGAGGAAUACGGAAGCGACAGCUACGUUGACACAAGGUGUUGCUGGUCUCAUAUCCGCACUGAAUAAACUAUCGAAGUUUAGGUGA